CGACGAUCGAACCGGCCAGGUUAUCAAAAAUAGAAUUAAGGAUGCUUUGGAAACUCAAUCAGUCUUCAAUAAAAAACCAAACUUGAUAAUAAUUGACGAGAUUGAUGGGGUUUCCAGUAGUGGUGACGAGAAUUUUGUUAAAUUGCUUUUGGAUUUGGUUGAUGGAGAGAAACAGUCAUCACGAGACGUAAAUCAGUUGAUGUCUAAAGGAGCUAAAACAAGCAAAAAAAGGAAGGCCGUCAAGAGGUCAUUGCUUCGUCCUAUUAUAUGCAUCUGCAACGAUCAAUAUACUGCAGCGCUGCGCCCUCUCAAAGCUUCUGCAAAAAUAGUAAAUUACAAAAGAAUGCAAUCAAACAGGCUUGCAAAGAGGUUAAAAGAAAUCUGUGACCGUGAAAAAUUAUCAGCUGAUGUAUCAACCUUGUUUGUGCUGGCGGAGUCAGCGGAAGGUGAUAUAAGAAACUGUUUAACCACUUUACAGUUCAUAAAACAAGGUUCUAAUAUAGUUACAAGAGAAUUAAUAUUGAAUGCAAGCAUUGGUCAAAAAGACACAAAUAAAUCGCUCUUUACAAUCUGGGAGGAGAUAUUUCAAGUGAGAAGUUCGAAAGUUAGAUCACAUGAUUCCGUUGUUGCGCGAGAUUCAGAAAACAAUGCAAAUCGUUAUAUUUCUCGUUUAGAAUCUCUAAUCAGCACUAAUGGAGAGUAUGAAAGAUUGAUGCAAGGAUGUUUUGAAAAUUACCUCAAAUAUAAUUUUCAUGAUCAAAAAUUUAAGCUUUCUCAAAUAAAUGAAUGGAUCAAUUUUUAUGAUCAAAUAAAUCAUCGAACAAAUUCUAUGCAAUUAUUUGGAUUAUCUGCCUACCUUCCAUAUCCGAUUAUUAAUUUUCACCGAUUUUUCUCAGGCGUUUCUCACCCACGUAUAGAGUACCCAAGAAAAGAUUAUGAGUGCUACAUACAACAACAAGCAAAUGAAAAUAAAAUAAGUUCUGCAUUAAAUGGAAUGAAAGCAAAAUAUCGAUUGACCUUAAAGAGGAACAUAUUUAUAACCGAAUUCGGUUCGUUCCUAUUGCAACAAGUCGAGAAACAAAUGUUCGAAAGGCCGAAGACUAACAUGGAGUUAGAUAAAGAAUCUAGGAAAUCUGGCAAAGAAGGUGAUAGUCUGAUUAAACCAGAAUUAGACUUUUUCGGAAGGCCGAAGGCUAACAUGGAGCUAGAUAAAGAAUCUAGGAAAUCUGGUAAAGAAGGUGAUAGCCUGGUUAAACCGGAAGUUUGGUAUAGGUACCAUGAAGGAUCAUCCAAAGCUGUAAGAACAAAAAUGAAGUUGCAAGAUUUUUUUUAA
Molecule: messenger RNA, 1333 nt
Organism: Dentiscutata erythropus
Lineage: Eukaryota; Fungi; Glomeromycota; Glomeromycetes; Diversisporales; Gigasporaceae
Source: the annotation of a GenBank genome assembly